GUGGCGGAUAUAUAGAAGCUAAUGAAAAUGUGGUGACAAUAAAAGAAGGAUCAAAAACAUCAUUUAAAGUACUUCUUAAAUAUAUUUAUUUCGGUAAAAUGAAUUUAAGUGUUCUAGAGGGUAACGUCAUUUUGGAGUUAUUAAUUCUCUCGAAUAUGUGGUGUCUUACAAACUUACAAUUUUCACUGUCCGAGUACUUGUGUAAUAACAUCAAUAUACACAAUGUAAGUUCGUUGUUUGUCGUGGCACUUUACUAUCAACUCAAAGAACUCGAAGUUGCAUCAAUCAAUUUUAUUGUCAUACACAUUUUGGACGUAUUGAAAUCUAUAGAUUCUAGCUCUUUGUCGGCCGAAGAAUUACAACUAAUUCUCAAUAGUGACUUGGCGUUUGUUAACGAAUUAGAUAUAUUCCGUGAGGUUUGUCAGUGGAUCAAAAACAACCAAGACCACCUUCAUCCUGACGAUAAAACCAACAUUUUGUCUGCCAUCAGAUAUCAGCUUAUGAAUAAUGAUGAACUGUCUGAAGUUAGGAGAUCAGAGCUAGUUUUUUCGGAUACAAUUAUUUUAGAUGUCAUAAAAAAGUCCCUCACACAAAAAUUUAAUGAUCGAGGACGAUUUGAACCAAAUGUGAAUUUCGCUCGAGAAAAUUCGAUAGAGCUUUCUCAAAUUGACGGCUGUACCAUGAUCGCGUUGAAGCAUCCAUCGAAUAUAAACUACAUCGAAAUGAAAUUAACCUUAUUAUGGCCAUUCACUCACUCUUAUUACAUUGAAGUAUCAGUGGAUAUGAACGUUUGGUUGCGUGUAGUUGAUCAUUCAAGUUAUGAUUGUCGGUCAAUUCAACGUUUGUGGAUUAACCCAAUAUAUGUUAGGUACAUACGUGUUGUUGGCACCUCAAAUACUAGUAAUAAGCCUUUUGAAUUUUUAAAAGUCAUGUACAAUACGGACAAUAUGCACUUGGUGGAAAUAAAAAACCGAUUUGUUGCUCCAAAGUACAAUGUUGCUUUAUUAUCUAUGAAUGCGCUUGUAAUCAAAGGUUCUUUUUUUGGCGAAAGAACGGUGGAGACGAAUAACUGCAUUUUUAAUGAUGACUAUAAAAACUACGGUGAGGAUCUUGGAUAUACAUUUCAUUUCCUGGAUUUGGGAGAAUGUAUAGAGAUUCAACUCGCCCAACCGUAUGUGCUUAGCUCAAUGAGGAUGCUGCUUUGGGACCGCGAUGGCCGAACCUACAAUUACACUGUUCAAGUUUCAGUCAAUCAUAAAGAUUGGGACAUGGUUAAAGAUAAAUCUAAUAAAUCGGCACAAUUGUGGCAGUUGUUGCUAUUUGAACAAAGGCCGGUAGUGUAUAUACGUAUUACUGGAGUUCGCGUAAAGAUGCCACUGAGUAUUAGAAAACAGGAUAAAACUUUUAAUUUAGUGUAUUUUGAGGCACCCGCUCAAGUAUCGUUAGAUCCCAAAGUCACAAAACCGUGGAAGUCGAUAUCGCAGCUUUUAAAUCGGAAAUAGCGCCACCAUUUGUCCGAAGGCCAACUUCUGCAUGGAACUAAUGGGUUUUUUUUACAUAUUAUU
This is a messenger RNA of Adelges cooleyi (spruce gall adelgid), 1565 nucleotides long. Its product is annotated as BTB/POZ domain-containing protein 9-like. The coding region runs from base 99 to 1502 and encodes 467 amino acids. NCBI's taxonomy places the organism in Eukaryota, Metazoa, Arthropoda, Insecta, Hemiptera, Adelgidae. The record is from RefSeq and is a predicted model, not a curated record. The transcript has 8 exons. Gene Ontology annotation, biological process: circadian behavior; modulation of chemical synaptic transmission; adult locomotory behavior.